GCCGGAAGCGGACGUGUCUCGAGCCCAGGUGCAGUGCUCACCGGAGCCCGUGGAGACGGGACGUGACCACGUGUAGAUGGCGGGACGGGAUCGGAUCGUGCACCUGCUGCGGCAGCUGGAGCGCGCGGCAUGCAGGUGUCCAGCUCACUCCAACGCCUUCCACCAAGGAGCUGCUGUCCCUUGCACCGUGAGGAAGACUGACUAUGCUUUUGAGAUGGCGAGCUCAAACAUCAGAUACGGCCCUGGAGUGUCCAGAGAAGUGGGAAUGGAUGUGGCGGCGCUCGGAGCUCGGCGCGUGUGCCUGAUGACAGAUCAGACUCUGGUCUCUCUGGAACCAGUCCGGUCCGUCCUCGGGUCUCUGACCCAGAACCAGGUCCAGUUCACCGUCUACGAUCGAGUCCGAGUAGAGCCCACGGAUGCCAGUUUCAAAGAGGCGAUCUCAUUUGCAAAGGCAGGGCGUUUCGACGCGUUUGUGGCGGUGGGCGGGGGCUCUGUGAUUGACACCUGUAAAGCGGCCAAUCUCUAUGCCUCGCACCCCGACAACGACUUCCUGGACUUUGUCAACGCUCCAAUCGGAAAAGGGCUCCCUGUGACUGGCAAAGUCCGGCCCCUCAUUGCCGUGCCAACCACAGCGGGCACAGGCAGUGAGACAACAGGAGUGGCCAUCUUCGACUACGAGCCACUCAAAGCCAAAACAGGUAUUGCAAGCAGAGAGAUCCGUCCCCUGCUCGGGAUCGUGGACCCGCUGCACACACUGAGCAUGCCCAGUAGAGUGGCAGCCAACAGUGGCUUUGAUGUUCUCUGUCAUGCUCUGGAGUCAUACACUGCCCUGCCGUACCACCAGAGAUCCCCUUGCCCCCCGCACCCUCAGCUGCGCCCGGCGUAUCAGGGCUCGAACCCCAUCAGCGACGUUUGGGCGGUGCACGCGCUCAGGGUCGUUGCCAAGUACUUCAAACGUGCGGUGCGGGACCCCGAGGACCUGGAGGCACGUUCGGCGAUGCACUUGGCAAGUGUGUUCGCCGGGAUCGGCUUUGGGAACGCCGGAGUGCACCUCUGUCACGGCAUGUCCUACCCCAUCGCAGGAAACGUGAAGACGUACCGAGCGCAGGGCUACAAUGUGGAGCACCCCCUGGUGCCUCACGGUCUCUCUGUCGUCCUCACGUCUCCGGCCGUCUUCAACUUCACCUCCUCCAUGUGCCCAGAGCGCCACCUGGAGGCUGCUGAGAUACUGGGCGCAGAUGUCAGUGGUGUGCGGCGCUCAGAUGCGGGGCGGGUGAUCUCAGACACUCUGAGGACCCUGCUGUGGGAGCUGCAGGUGGAAGACGGGCUCCAGGCGCUUGGCUACUCCUCUGAGGACGUCCCUGCACUGGUGCAGGGAACUCUCCCCCAGGAGCGCGUGACCAAGCUCUCACCUAGAAGCCACACCCAAGAUGACCUCGAGGAGCUGUUCCACCAAUCAUUGAAGCUCUACUGACCCCACCCCUUAGACCAGCCAAUCGCUGAGGCUGAAUUCUGUGAUUGGCGGGAUUUCUUGGAAUGGGCUGUACAGAGGAGAUGGAGGGAGAAGACAAGGAGAGGGAAUGAUGAUGAACUACCUCAGGGCCGCUUCUUUAUUAGAAUUUUUUUCACUUUGAACCGUGUUUUGAUUAAAUAAAUGAAAUUAUCAUAAAUGUG
Molecule: messenger RNA, 1674 nt
Organism: Periophthalmus magnuspinnatus
Lineage: Eukaryota; Metazoa; Chordata; Actinopteri; Gobiiformes; Gobiidae
Gene: adhfe1
Product: alcohol dehydrogenase iron containing 1
Exons: 14
Coding region: 77-1474 (465 amino acids)
Cellular component (GO): mitochondrion
Molecular function (GO): metal ion binding; alcohol dehydrogenase (NAD+) activity
Source: RefSeq, a predicted model, not a curated record